UCGCGAGGGUCUCGAUUGGCUGAGCGCGAUCAGCUGAAGUGCUGCGUCAGUGAGCUCCUGUAAGCGGCUACAACUCACGGACACAGCUAACGCUCUUCAAACCUGAUCAUUUAUACAUACACCGCUCUCCGAGGCUCACUGCAAGAAAUCUUAGCGAUCAGCUUUCGUUAAAACGGCGCUUUGGUUUAUUUCCUUUGCCUGAGGACGCUGGAUAUGGAGCUGGUUGGAUCUGUAUAACAGACGCGGACAAAGCGGAUCAGCUCGAGCCGAGAUGAGCGCGAAUAUGAGCGGCUCUGGGUCAGCGCCCUGUCGCUUCGCACAUUACUUCGUUAUAUGCGGAAUAGACAACGAAACGGGUCUGGAGCCCGAUGCUUUGGCAGCUUUGUACCAAUGGCUAGAGGCCGAUCGUCAGGGCACGGACCCAGAAUCUGUGGCAGCAGGAGAAAACUUUGAUCAGAGCCCCCUCAAAAGGACCUUCAAAUCCAAAGUGCUUGCCCACUACCCAAAGAACAUCGAGUGCAACCCGUUUGACCAGGAUGCUGUUAACAUGCUCUGCAUGCCCAAAGGUUUGUCAUUCCGAACACAGCGUGACAGUCGCACCCCACAGUUCCACUCUUUCCUCAUCACAAGAGAAGACGGAUCUCGCACUUAUGGUUUCGUUCACACCUUCUACGAGGAGGUGACCAGCCCUCAGAUCUGCUCUGCCAUGCAGACGCUACACCAGAUGCACCAAGCGGAGCAUAAUGCAUCUGCCCACAACUGCCCUUCAUCAUCGUCCUCCUCCUCAUCCUCCUCAUCCUCCUCUAGUAUGGACUCUUUAGCCAGCAGCCUGGAUGAAGCUGAGUCUCCCUCCUCACAAGGGGGCCGUAGGAGCUGUGGCUGCUCUGGCGAAGGCUACGACUCUGUUCGUGACACUCUGUAUGUGUCCAAAGAAUAUCUUUAUAUAUUUAUAGAUUAUACAUUAUUUUGUUUUGUGUCAGAACCUCGGAAGUUGAAACGGCACGGGCAGCUGGGUCUGAUAAUUCCUGGCUCUGCCUUGCCACGUGGCUGGUGGAUUGUGUCAUGUUCGUGCAGUGAUGAUGAUGGAGGCGAGGAACUAAGACUCCGCCCCUUCAGAUCAACUUCCCGAUUCGACGAAUCAGCAUCACAUCGCUUACAGGCGUGGAACAGUCUGUCUGGUUCUUCAGAGGGGCAUCCCCCUUUACGGUCCUGCUGUGUGGGAAAUGUGGCCCUGUUGGCUCGAGCGAGUUCUUCCAUCAUGGUUCCGCUCAGCUCGAAUCUUUCAGAAAAUGUCUUUGGUGGGAUGUCUAUGAUCCAAUUGGGAGACCUGCAAGAAACACCAGAGCCUCAUAGCCUUAAUGUGAAUCAUUCGUGUCGAUACGUCCACGCCUUAACACUAUGCCACGCAACAUUGGCAAGGACGGUCAAGUUCCAGCUUCUUGUUUGCCUCGGAUCGAGAGACCGAUGCUGCCGCAGUGGCCUUCCCUCUAUUGGCCAAUGCUCUUCAUCACACGCAUGUAGUGAGGAGAAUGCGUUACUGCGAUACAACUCACCGUCGCGCUCUCGUCGCAUUCGGGAAACGCUGCAUGACUUCCCCAUCACACUUGUAAAAAUGUUAAUUUGCAUGGCUCCUUUCUCUCCUCAGGCGAACCUGUGUUUUGUUGACAUUGACAACCACUGCAUCGAGCUGCCUGAAGAGUUCCCUCAGUUCCCCAACAAGACCGAAUUCAUCCAGGAACUCAGUGAGGUAUUGCUAAGUUUUGGUCUGUCUCCUGAGGGGGGCAACACCUCCCCUGAUCCAGCUGUCAGCAUGCAGACCUCCACGCUGGAGAAGGAGCUGAAGAACACAUCCCUGAGUGAGUUAGUGGAUGACAGGAGGAACGGCAACCUCGGUGGAGAGGCGCUGGACGUGCUGGAACUUCUUCAGGGCAACCCGACUCUGGAGCGUCUGCAGGCUCUGGCCAAAAGGACUGGGGUGAAAGUGGCCCGUUUGGAGGCAUUGGUAGCAGGGCAGAAGGCCGUAGGGGAGGAGAGUGUGGGAGGAAGAUCUCCAGCUGAGGAAGAGGAGCUGAGGAACGCUAAACUGAAUGUGCAGCUGAGGGAGGUGUUUGCUGCACGUUUUGCGACCAUGUUUGCAGACUACGAGUCGUUUGUGAUUCAGAACUCUCCGGAUUUGGAGUCCUGGCUGACCAAUAGAGAGCAAAUGCACAACUUUGACAAGGCCUCAUUCCUUUCUGAUCAGCCGGAACCGUACUUGCCCUUCCUGUCACAUUUCAUCGAAACGCAAAUGUUUGCCACCUUCAUCGACAACAAGAUCAUGUCUCAGUGGGAGGAGAAAGAACCCCUCCUACGAGUGUUUGACGGACGCAUUGAGAAGGCCCGACUCUACAAUGUUCGCGCACCCAGCUUGCGCUCAUCUGUUUACCAGAAAUGCACUUUUCUCAAAGAAUCAGCCCAGGCCAUAGAGCAGCGGCUGAGAAAGAUCGACCACACAGCCAUCCAUCCUCACCUGCUGGAUAUGAAGAUUGGCCAGGGAAAAUACCAGAAGGGAUUCUUCCCCAAACUGCAGGCUGAUGUGCUCGCCUCAGGGCCCACCAACAACAAGUGGUCCAAUCGCACAUGCUCGACUCAGCGCAGAGUGGACCGUCACAGACAGCAGAAUGACCAUCUUGUGCUGGACAAUGAGCUCAAAGAGAAGUACAUGCAGGAGGCCCGUAACCUGGGGAAGAACCUGAGACAACCCAAACUAUCAGACCUGUCCCCUGCGGUCAUCGCUCAGACCAACUGGAAGUUUGUGGAGGGUUUACUGAAAGAAUGCAAAAUGAAGACCAAGCGUAUGUUGGUGGAGAAAAUGGGCAGAGAGGCUGUUGAACUGGGACAUGGAGAGGCAAACAUCACUGGCCUGGAGGAGAACACACUCAUAGCCAGUCUGUGUGAUCUGCUGGAGAGAAUAUGGAGCCACGGUCUGCAGGUCAAACAGGGAAAGUCUGCGCUGUGGUCUCAUUUAUUGCACUACCAGGCGAGAGAAGAGAAAAACGAACAGCUGUCAGAGUCUCCAGUGUCUAAUGGGCAGGAAAAACGAAAGCUAGAGUCCAGUGUUGGUCUUCCUGCAUUACGUGUAUCACUCAUACAGGAUAUGAGACACAUCCAGAACAUGGGAGAGAUUAAAACAGAUGUAGGUCGAGCACGUGCCCUGAUCCGUCUGUCCCUGGAGAAAAAACUACUUUCCCAGCAUCUCAAACAGCUGCUGUCUAACCAUGCCUUAACCAAGAAGCUGUACAAGCGUUACGCCUUCUUGCGCUGCGAAGAGGAAAAAGAGCAGUUUCUUUUUCACCUCCUGAGCCUGAAUGCCGUGGACUACUUCUGCUUUACCAGCGUCUUCACCACCAUAAUGAUUCCAUACAGGGCCGUUAUCAUUCCCAUCAAGAAGCUUAGUAACGCAAUGACGACGUCCAACCCUUGGCUGUGUGUGUCCGGCGAGCUGGGCGACUCUGGCAUCCUGCAGAUCACGAAGAACGUUCUGGAAAUGACGUUUGACUCUGCCUUUAGGCCUCACACGCACAUCUCCAUAACUUUCAAGUGUCAAAACCUCGGGAAGUUGACGACAGUGCAGCUGGGUCAUGAUAAUUCUGGCUUGCUUGCCAAGUGGCUGGUGGAUUGUGUCAUGGUCCGCAAUGAGAUCACCGGCCACACAUACAAGUUCCCGUGCGGCAGGUGGUUGGGGAAGGGUGUAGAUGAUGGCAGUCUUGAGCGAGUUCUGAUUGGUGAGUUUGUAGUUCCGUGCAGUGAUGAUGACGGAGGCCGAGGAACUAAGACUCCGCCCCUUCAGCGAUCACCUUCCCAGAUUCGACGAAUCAGCAUCACAUCGCUUACAGGACGUGGAAACAAACCGACAACCGUACAGAUACAGGAAUCCAUCGGUGAAGCAGUCAACAAUAUUAUAAAGCAUUUCCACAAACCAGAAAAAGAGAGGGGCAGUCUUACGGUCCUGCUGUGUGGAGAAGGUGGUCUUGUUUGGGCUCUGGAGCAGUUCUUCCAUCAUGGAUUCCGCUCAGCUCGAAUCUUUCAGAAAAAUGUCUUUGUGUGGGAUUUCUAUGAGAAGGUAGUAGCAUUCGUGGAGAAUGCAGAUCAGUUUGGAGACCUGCAAGAAACACCAGAGCCUCUAGGCCUGAAUUGUGAAUCAUUCUGUCGAUACGUCAACGCCAUUAACACUAUGCCACGCAACAUUGGCAAGGACGGCAAGUUCCAGCUGCUAGUUUGCCUCGGGGCGAGAGACCGGAUGUUGCCGCAGUGGCUCCCUCUAUUGGCCGAAUGCUUCGUCGUCACACGCAUGUAUGAGGAGAAUGCGUUACUGCGAGACAAACUCACCGUCAGCUCUCUCGUCGCAGUUCUGGAAACGCUGCAUGACUUCCCCAUCACACUGGAGAGCUCUUUAACUAAAAGCGUUGAGCUGUAACGCCACAAAUUGAGACUGCUCCCCAUGCUGCCACCCUCAGGGCCGAAGCGGCUCUACAAGUGACUCUGCCUUGUGUGUUCACUGACCAUGGAAUGACCGAGGACUUAUCAGAGCGUCUCAACAUGACUGACUCCUACACCUCCACACCAAUGAACUCAGAAGUGUGUUUUGUAGCAGUAUUUGGAGUUGUGCUCUUUCUAACAGAAAGCGUUGACGGCUUUAUUGAAAAGACUUCAACUUUUUUUCCUGUGGAUCUUGCUUUCAAACCUGUGGUAGUUUCUGAACACAUCUGUCUGGGCGUCAUUUCUGCUUCAGAUCAUGUGUCGUCUUUAGAAAGCACUGUUUUUUGCAAAGUAUGUCAAGAUACAGAGGAGCCUUAGUACUGACAGAUUAUAUGUCCAACACAUGCAGUAACCAUCAUUUGACAAGCAAAAUGAUUAUACUUGAGGAAUUCAGACCUCAAGUGUUUCUAAUGACUUGAAUUGUAUCUGUAAAUCACUGUCUGGGUGUUUAAACCAAUGCUAUCCGUGUUCUGAUUGGCUGUCAGUUUGGAAGAAAGAUUCUUGAUAUUGGAUAGUCCUAACUUGAGGGUGUCAAUGUAAUACAUUCUCCUGAUUAAAAGCCCGUCAAAUGAAUUUUCAGAGAAAAGGGACGUUCCAAUAUUUUCUGAAUUGUUGUAUGUUACAAGAUGUGUUUAUGUGUGAUGGUAAUGUGCGUGUGUGUGGCUGGUUUAUCGAAUUAACAUUUGGUAAGAUGUGUUUAUUUUGCCAAUGAGUAUUAAUUAAUACAGUAUCAUGUUUAAUUUUUUUUUUUUUACUUUUAAGAAAGAAACACUGGAAAUCAACGUAAAGCAAUAACAAGCUUCUUUCACAUUCUUUUUUGCCAUUAAACUAAUAGUCCCAGUUAAAAUCUCUCAAAGCGUAAUUCUUAAAGUUACUUGUAGAGGAGCUUUAAAUAUAAAGUUUAAACCCUACCACUAAUUGAAGGUCUAAAUUCAGCAAUUACUUUGUAAAGCCAUGUUUGAUUAUUGCAGGACUUGCACGUUGCUUAGAAAUUAAGAAGUAUUGUCCUUAAAUCACCCUUUAUGUUUGUUCUUUUAUGCAUCAUUUUUAAUACAGAAACCCUGCUGAGAGAAAAGUAGUAUUUACAGAUCAACACAGUUGUUACAGGACGAAUAACAGCUUUGAAUCACUUAAUGUUACUUAAAUAAGACUCUCAGCAUUUAAUCUAAGAGCUGUGUAUAGUAGCUCGUCAACCUGUGUAUUUUAUGUUUUUCUUAUUGACUCGGAUUAUUUGUAUGUAUUUAUUUUAGGAUGAUGCUUUUGAGACACUUGUUGAUUUUGGAUCGAUGCAAUCUUGGGGUGACUUAAGCAGUAAGCUGACACUGUAUCAUUUAUUUAUUUUUAGUAAAUCUGCUUUCAAGCUUCGUAUCGUACGGAACGUCCAUCUUGUGUAAAAGUCGACUUUGUUUUAGACGCCAAAAGUUGCUGAAAUCCCAGAAUCCCCUCGCUGGAGGGAUGAGGAAACCGCAGGAACUGUCCCUUUGUUUGCGGUGCUGAUGCAUGCAACAUGUUUCAGAUCUUGGAGAAGUACUGUUGCUGUAAAUGAAUCUGUUCCUCUUCUAGAUCUCGUCUCAUUCCAUCUGUUUUGUUUUUUAUUUUUUUCCAGUAAUGAAAGCUUCUAAAUAUCAAUCAUGUUAUAAAAAGCUCCUUGUCUAAAAAUGAGUUGAAUCCUCCGUGUUUAUAUUUGUGAAGCAACUCAUUAAAAUAGCUCCCUUCAUCCA
Messenger RNA from Cyprinus carpio (common carp), 6239 nucleotides. Its product is annotated as DENN domain-containing protein 5B-like. The record is from RefSeq and is a predicted model, not a curated record. Bases 272 to 4456 code for a protein of 1394 amino acids. Gene Ontology annotation, molecular function: guanyl-nucleotide exchange factor activity; small GTPase binding. The transcript has 27 exons. NCBI's taxonomy places the organism in Eukaryota, Metazoa, Chordata, Actinopteri, Cypriniformes, Cyprinidae.